ACCCAUAUUUUAGUCUGUGCGCAAUCUUCCAUCUAGGCAGUUGCAGUUUUCAAACAUACAAAAUGAGCAGAUACAUUGUUUCACUGAUUUUGCUAUUUGGCUUUAGCUUUCUUAUAAUAUACGCCGAUCUAGAUCCGGAGUUACCUUCUCUUGUUGGCGGAGUUCCCGCGGCUGCAAGAGAGUACACCCCGGCAGCUCGCCUUGGGCAUCAUAAUUCUACUCUGAACCAAACCAAGUGGUUCUGUGGUGGCACAAUAAUUAGUGAUCGCGUGAUUUUGACGGCUGCCCACUGCUUUUAUUCAGAUGUAGGAUCCGUAAACAUUGUGCGCUUGGGAGAACUUGUUUUUGAGAGUGACAAGGACGACGCCCAACCGGAGGACAUUAAAGUUCUCGAAACUAAGGCCCAUCCAGAUUUUCAGUACCCAGUUCUCUACAACGAUAUUGGGAUUGUCCGGUUGCGCGGGGAAAUAAGAUACAGCCAAUACAAGUUCCCUGCUUGUCUGCCCUUAAGUAAUGGAGACUUGACAGCUGCCUUCAUCGCAAUCGGAUGGGGUCAAAAGAGAUUCUCCAACUUCGAACAGUCCAAGGAACUGAGGCAGGUUGUUCUCAGAAACUAUGGUGGCGUAUGUGGGAGUACAUCGGAUCCCAACGAAGAUAUUCCGCAAGGAUACAAAGCAGAUUCCCAGUUGUGUGUUGGAUCUCCGGAUCAUAAGGACACUUGUAAUGGGGACUCGGGAGGACCUUUGCUGAUUCCCUUCAUGGAGGAUGGGUGCAAAUUUCAAAUUAUGGGAAUCACUUCAGUAGGCAUUGCAUGCGAUACUCCAAACAUUCCAAGUUUGUACACGAGGGUUCAUUUCUUUCAAGAUUGGAUUAAAAAUGAAUUGUAGGGCGUUGAGUCUUAGACAACAAAUUACAAAUCAACAAGUAUGUUUUA
Molecule: messenger RNA, 934 nt
Organism: Drosophila suzukii
Lineage: Eukaryota; Metazoa; Arthropoda; Insecta; Diptera; Drosophilidae
Source: RefSeq, a predicted model, not a curated record